CCUCGUGCGGUCCGAUCUUCGCAUCCAUCACGUCAGUGAGGCUCCGGCGAAGUAUCCCUCUCUACCUUGCAGCAGCCCUGUGCGCGAUGAUACGUACGCAGAGACGCCUCCAAUAUCCGGAAAGGCCGCCAAUUCUGGCCCCAACGGAAUUACCGAGCGCGAUGGCAAAAUCAUUGCAGCUGCCCGUUCCAGGACCAAACACCGGAGCACGUGCAGCCUUGCUUCUACAGCAGGAGCAAGGCGUGCUCCACGGAUCGCUCGUGUUCCUGGUGUUCGCGUGCGCUUCUCCACGGUAUUAAUACCGGAUGCUGUGUCUGCUGGGAUUGAGCACACGACCAUAUUGCUCCUGAAGAUGAUACGCUCGCUGUCUCUCGGUCUGUUCGCCGUUCUGCACUUGUGUAGCGUUGGGGCGUCUCCCACGAGCUACGCAACUCCACCGGUCAACGAAACGAACUGCAACGGCAAGACGUUCAUCUACGAAGAGCUUGCGGGCUGGGGUACAUUGCCCGGCGAUGCUCGUGAUCGAUUUGGAGACACAAUCGGAGGCAUUGGGAGCGCUAUCGCAUUAGACAAGAAGUCGUGGAAGAAGAAGUCUGGGAAGAAAGAAGGAUACGAAGGCAUUCUUUGGGGUCUCCCCGAUAGAGGUUGGAACACCCAAGGAACUCAAAAUACCCAGUCACGACUACACAAGUUCAGCGUCUCGUUCGAUAUCGUAGCCACCGCCACCAAAGAAAAGCCUGCCUCUCCGAACUUCCAUCUCAAGUACUUGGACACUGUUCUGCUCACUGGCCCGGAUGGUGUGCCAACCACUGGUUUAGACGCAGACCCGACUGGCCAUGCGUCGUACCCUGGCUUCCCAGACCUCCCAGUCGCAACUUUUACUGGUGAUGGCUUUGGCGGGGCCGGUCCAGGCGGCAAACGCAUAGCCAUAGAUUCGGAGGGUCUUGUCCUCGGUGACGACGGCUCCUUCUGGAUCAGCGACGAGUAUGGACCGUAUAUUUACCAGUUCGACAAGCGCGGCAAGAUGAUCAAUGCCAUCCGCCCCAAUGAUGCUUUGAUCCCGUUCCGCAAUGGCACCGAAAGCUUCAAUGCCGCUUCACCGCCAAUCUACAACCAAGACUUCGUCAUCACGCCUAAGGAUCCAGAUAGUGGUCGAGGCAACAACCAAGGACUGGAGGGCCUGACUGCUUCCCCUGAUGGCAAAUACUUGUACUCGUUGCUGCAGAGCGCCGCGAUCCAAGAGGGAGGUUCGAAGUCCAAGAACCGCCGCUAUGCCCGCCUGCUAAAGUACCGUCUGAAGGGAAAGAAGGUAGAGUACGAUGCCGAGUAUGUAGUUCCGCUGCCCAUUCUUCCUACGGACAAGGUUGCUGGGCAGUCGGAGAUUCAUUUCAUCUCGGACAACCAGUUCCUUAUGCUCGCCCGCGACUCUGGCUCUGGCCACGGACAGGACAGCUCUGAGUCGAUCUAUCGCAACGCGGAUGUCUUUGACAUCUCCAAAGCCACCAACAUCAAGAACUCAAAGAACGACGCCACCGGAGGUGCUAUUGCGAGCUCCAAGGGCGUACUCAAUGCUGACGUUGUGCCGGCGCAAUACUGCCCCUGGUUAUCCUUCAACAACAACGACCAGCUGAACCGCUUCGGAGUGCACAACGGAGGCGAGCAGGAUGCGACUCUGUUGAACGAAAAGUGGGAGAGCUUGGCUCUGCUUCCAGUCGAUGGAAAGUUCAGAACGAAGGGAGACGGCGACGAAUACUAUCUCAUCUCGUUCUCGGACAACGACUUCAUCACCCAAGACGGAUACAUCAACUCUGGAAAGAACAAAUAUGCUGAUGCCUCUGGCUUCAACAUCGAUACUCAGGUCCUCGUCUUCAAAGUGAGGCUACCGAAGGGGGCUAAACCUCUAUGAUCGCUGUUCAAUAUAUCAAAUUAGAGUAAAUCACUUGAAAUACAAUCUCGCGUUAUCAAAGCUUGUGA
Messenger RNA from Paraphaeosphaeria sporulosa, 1974 nucleotides. RefSeq lists its product as uncharacterized. NCBI's taxonomy places the organism in Eukaryota, Fungi, Ascomycota, Dothideomycetes, Pleosporales, Didymosphaeriaceae. Bases 353 to 1906 code for a protein of 517 amino acids. The record is from RefSeq and is a predicted model, not a curated record. The transcript is spliced from 7 exons.